Messenger RNA from Tricharina praecox, 1273 nucleotides. RefSeq lists its product as uncharacterized. NCBI's taxonomy places the organism in Eukaryota, Fungi, Ascomycota, Pezizomycetes, Pezizales, Pyronemataceae. The transcript has 4 exons. The coding region runs from base 106 to 1077 and encodes 323 amino acids. The record is from RefSeq and is a predicted model, not a curated record.
CACUACCAUUGCACUCCUUUCACCACCACCAUCACUUCUACCUUCAACUCCAACUCCUCUGUUCAAGUCUUUCGUGAUAGCCAUCGCUGUCGAAUCCCUUUCUCAAUGACUCAACCCCCAAAACACAAGAGACUCUCAUGCAGGCGGGAAAAGAAUGCUUGCUACAGCAUCCUGAUCCUUCUUUUCCUCCUCUCCGGCUGUCUAUUCGGAAUCUCAUUCCUGCCCAACCUCAGAGGAUCCAGCACACGGGUAUACCUCUGGGUGCUUUCCAGUUCGACGUUUAUCAUCACUUCGACAGUGGUGUUGUUCCUGGUGAGCUUUUGUGCUAGCUGCCGCGGCUGUCGAGCCAGUGAUAGUGAAGAGGCGGCUGGAAACGAGAUGGUUGGUGAGAAUAAGGAUCGAUCGGCUCGUAAUUCUCUGUCCUCGUCCCACCGUUCAGGACAGACUGUAAACACCGGUUCGAGUUCGACGUACAACAAACGGCCUUCGACGGAUACAACCUUGGGAGAUAGAGACGGUCCGGCUACUCUCUUCCGGAUUGACGAAGAGAGUGUUACUUGUACUCAGACUUCUACUCUCGCACCACUGGAAGCGAUAUAUUACGCAGGGCCUGAAUACACCGGCAGGUCUCCGUACUCCGGAUCGCACCAUUGGCCAGCUUAUUCGAGGCCGUGUCCAUCUCCUCGUCUGCCAGCUACAAUAACAUGCGUAUCUCUUCCUGAAGACGAGAGCCUGUGGAAAUUCGAGCGAAACUGGACCGAAUGGAAUGGAGGGAGUGCUACCGACUCCACGGAAGCUGCUACCGAGACUGUGGUUGAAGCUACGGACACUUCUGUUUCAUUGCCGUCGACCGACACGGAGACCAAGAUGGACACUGACGCAUCUGUUCCGUCACUGCCGACCGAGACGGAGGCGAAAAUGGACAUUGUCACUUCUGUUCCAUCACCGCUGACCGAUACGGAGACGAAGAUGGACACUAACACGGAGACAAAGAUGGACAUUCAAACUUUUGUUCCGUUACCCCCGAUCGAUACGGAGAUGAAGAUUGAUAUGGACACAGACAAGGUAUUGGUCUGACUGAUUUCAGGCUUCUUGUGGUGUGCAUUCUCCAGGAUCUGAAAUGUUCUUUUACCUUUCAUUCAUCGAUACCCCACACAUUGUUAUGAAAGGAGUCUUGUUUUAUUAAAAUCAGCAGCGGCUGCUGCGAUUGUAGAGUUGAUCUCCACUGUUAUUGAUUACGAAUAUGGUUGUGCGGAGCGAGUGAGAAUGGGUG